Empidonax traillii (willow flycatcher) is the source of this 1023-nucleotide messenger RNA. Its product is annotated as probable ATP-dependent RNA helicase DHX34. Gene Ontology annotation, biological process: nuclear-transcribed mRNA catabolic process, nonsense-mediated decay. Gene Ontology annotation, cellular component: intracellular anatomical structure. The record is from RefSeq and is a predicted model, not a curated record. Lineage: Eukaryota; Metazoa; Chordata; Aves; Passeriformes; Tyrannidae. Gene Ontology annotation, molecular function: RNA binding. The transcript is spliced from 7 exons. The annotation marks the transcript as partial.
GCCCACCUGGACGCGGGGCCGUACCUGGGUGCUCACCUGGGUAACCCCCUCUGCCCCCCUGUGCCCACCUGCGCUCCCCUGUCCUCCCUUGUGCUCACCUGUGCCCACCUGUGCCCACCUGUACUCACCUGUGUGCCCCCCCGUGCCCCCACCCCUUGCCCAGGUGCUGUACCAGCCCCUCCCCUCGGAGCCCCGCCAGGCCCACCUGGAGGCGGGGCCGUACCUGCGGGUGCUGGAGGCCAUCGACGCGCAGGUGCCGCGGGACGAGCGCGGGGACGUCCUGGUUUUCCUCAGCGGGGCCGCCGAGAUCCAGCAGGUGCUGGGCCCCGCCCAGGUGUACGCCCAGACCACCCAGCGCUGGGUCGUGCUGCCCCUGCACGGCAGCUUACCUGCCCACCAGCAGGACAAGGUGUUCCACCUGCCCCCGCCAGGUGUGCGGAAGUGCAUCCUGGCCACCAACAUCGCCGAGACCUCGGUGACCAUCGACGGCGUGCGCUUCGUCGUCGACUCAGGUAAGGUGAAGGAGCUCAGGUACGACGCUCAGGCCAAGGUGAGGCGGCUGCAGGAGUCGUGGAUCAGCCGGGCCAGUAAGGUGAAGGAGCUCAGGUACGACGCUCAGGCCAAGGUGAGGCGGCUGCAGGAGUCGUGGAUCAGCCGGGCCAGCGCCGAGCAGCGCAAGGGCCGCGCCGGCCGCACCGGCCCCGGUGCACUUCCCCUGUCCCAGGCCAUUCGGUUCGAGCUGCGCCACGACCCUCGGGAGCUGCGUCUCACCUGUGGGGCUCACCUGGCCCCGCCCCAGGUGGCCCUGCUGGGGCUGGUGCUGGCCCGGGGGUUGUACCCGCAGGUGGCGCUGCCGGACCCCCUCAACGGCGCCCGCCGCGACUCCGAGCAGGUGUUCCACACCCGGACCCAGCAGGGCGUGGCCCUUCACCCCACCGGAGUCUUCGCCUCCCGCCCGGACCUGCUGCAGCCCCAGGGGGGCCCAGGUGAGACCCCCAGAUCCAGGUGAGACCCCCAGACCCA